Molecule: messenger RNA, 834 nt
Organism: Nicotiana tabacum (common tobacco)
Lineage: Eukaryota; Viridiplantae; Streptophyta; Magnoliopsida; Solanales; Solanaceae
Source: RefSeq, a predicted model, not a curated record
AUGAAGUUCUCUGAGAUGAAACUCCAUGCCAUGAAUGCUGUGAAAGCGUACUUCAAAAGGGACUGGGAAAGAAAAGACCUAACGAAUCAAGGGGAAAUUCCACUAUACGCUUACAAAUGCUUGAAGAAGUCACUCGAUAACUGUUUGGAUAAAAAUGUUGAAUUACGAAAAGAUGUUGUAAUUCCAGAAAUUUUGUCAAAGAUUUUUCGUUAUUAUGAUCUUGUGUAUCUUACCCUAUUCUGUGCCCUAUUGAGCUCUACUGUUGGAUCCUUCUUUCAUUUAAUCUGGAAAGCGGGGGGCUUCUUCACUGUCUUAACUUUUGCUAUGAGUAUUCUCUUCCUUUUCUCUACACCACCAUUACUAGUGAGGCGGAGAGUGUUUUUCUUGAUGGCUGCAGCAUUUUGCUUUGGAGCUUCUGUUGGCCUUUUAACCGAAUAUCUCUUCGGCAUUGAUCAAGGCUUUGUUUUCAGCUUUCUGACAGCAACAACAAUAGGCUUUGGCACUUUCUGGUGGGGAGCCAUGAACACACGGCAAAGGAGGCUGUAUAACCGUUGCCUGCUUAUCUCUGAUAUCCUAAUUUUCAUCUGGCUUCAAAUUGCUUCUGCCUUCUUUGGCGGCCACACUGCUCGUUGGAAGCUUCUGGUAUGGGUUGUGCUUGGAUGGUACAUGGGGUACAAUCUUGUAUAUAGCAAAGAGGUGGUAUAUGAUGCUCGUUUUGGAGAUAUUGACCCUGUAAACCGCACAUUCACCCACUUGUUCCGUUUACCAGCUAUAAUUGUCCAUUUCACCCGGCUAAGCGUGCGUGCAGCAAUUCAGCGCUACAAACAGAAUUAA